Closterium sp. Naga37s-1 is the source of this 1170-nucleotide messenger RNA. NCBI's taxonomy places the organism in Eukaryota, Viridiplantae, Streptophyta, Zygnematophyceae, Desmidiales, Closteriaceae. The record is from the annotation of a GenBank genome assembly.
AUGCUCCUCGACCAGGCAAGCUCUUGGACCAGGCAUGCUCCUCGACCAGGCAAGCUCUUUCCAUCACCCCGCCCCAUUCUCCCGCUUUCAAGCACCCCGCCCCAUUCUCCCGCUUUCCAUCACCCCGCCCCAUUCUCCCGCUUUCCAGCACCCCGCCCCAUUCUCCCGCUUUCCAGCACCCCGCCCCAUUCUCCUGCUUUCCAGCACCCCGCCCCCUUCUUUCGCUUUCCAUCACCCUGUUUGAUUCUCCUGCUUUCCAUCACCCCGCCCCAUUCUCUCGCUUUCCAUCACCCCACCCGAUUCUCCUGCUUUCCAUCACCCCGCCCCAUUCUCCCGCUUUCCAUCACCCCGCCCUAUUCUCCCGCUUUCCAUCACCCCGCCCCAUUCUCCCUCUUUCUAUCACCCCGCCCCAUUCUCCCGCUUUCCAUCACCCGCCCCAUUCUCCCGCUUUCCAUCACCCCGCCCCAUUCUCCCUCUUUCCAUCACCCCGCCCCAUUCUCCCUCUUUCCAUCACCCCGCCCCAUUCUCCCUCAUUCCAUCACCCCGCCCCAUUCUCCCGCUUUCCAUCACCCCGCCCCAUUCUCCCUCUUUCCAUCACCCCGCCCCAUUCUCCCUCUUUCCAUAACCCUGCCCCAUUCUCGCGCUUUCCAUCAACCCGCCCCAUUCCCCCGCUGUCCAUCACCUCGCCCCAUUCUCCCGCUUUCCAUCGCCCCGCCCAUUCUCCUGCUUUCCAGCACCCUGCCCCAUUCUCCCGCUUUCCAUCACCCCGCCCCAUUCUCCUGCUUUCCAGCACCCCGCCCCAUUCUCCCUCUUUCCAUCACCCCGCCCCAUUCUCCCACUUUCCAUCACCCCGCCCCAUUCUCCCUCUUUCCAUCACCCCGCCCCAUUCUCCCUCUUUCCAUCACCCCGCCCCAUUCUCCCGCUUUCCAUCACCCCGCCCCAUUCUCCCGCUUUCCAUCCCCCCGCCCCAUUCUCCCGCUUUCCAUUACCCCGCCCAACUGUUGGAAACUUGGUCUCUUCGCCACUCCUCCUGAUUUGUCCCUCCCUGCUCCGUACCUUCUUUCUUCUGUCCCACCCUUGGUCUCCUCUCUCUUCAUGCUUUGGGUUGCUGCCCCUGCCUUUCUCACUUGUAAGCUCCUGGCUCAUUGGACUCUCUCUGGGUCUUCCUAA